This is a messenger RNA of Drosophila takahashii, 398 nucleotides long. RefSeq lists its product as uncharacterized. The record is from RefSeq and is a predicted model, not a curated record. Lineage: Eukaryota; Metazoa; Arthropoda; Insecta; Diptera; Drosophilidae.
UCUCAGUUUAUCCAGAGCCUUAAAACUGAAAAGAUCAUAGGGAAUCGAAACAGAAUGAGGGAAGACAAAAAUGUUUUAUUGGAAGAAUCCAGCAUCAUUGAAAUGGAUCAACCUCUUCAAGAAAGUGACGAAGAACAAUCCGAAAUUGAAGUCGAAAGUGUUAAUGAAGAAGAAGGAAGUCCUUAUAGGUUUUUGCAAAACUGUAAUUUUGUUGGUCUAUGGAUGUGCGUUCUGUAUAACUUUAUUAUGAUUUUGUUUAUUGUGCUUGUAUACGUUUAUAAACGCUGAAAUUGUAAUUUUGAAACUAAUCGAACCUAAGUCCCCUUUAUUGCAGAUAAUAUCUAGCUAAACUGAGCUAACUUUGUUUACAUCAAUGGAAAAUGAAAGCCCUAAAUGUA